Molecule: messenger RNA, 2673 nt
Organism: Drosophila innubila
Lineage: Eukaryota; Metazoa; Arthropoda; Insecta; Diptera; Drosophilidae
Gene: GluRIIE
Product: glutamate receptor ionotropic, kainate 2
Exons: 13
Coding region: 1-2604 (867 amino acids)
Biological process (GO): synaptic transmission, glutamatergic; monoatomic ion transport; modulation of chemical synaptic transmission
Cellular component (GO): postsynaptic membrane; plasma membrane
Molecular function (GO): transmitter-gated monoatomic ion channel activity involved in regulation of postsynaptic membrane potential; glutamate-gated receptor activity
Source: RefSeq, a predicted model, not a curated record
AUGAAGACCUUAAGGCAAUAUUUACUCUUUAUAGGCUUGUUAACGGAUCAAAAUACAGAUCAAAUGAACAUUGUAUUUGAUCAUGCUAUCGAUGUGGCCAAUCAGGAGCUCGGUUUAUCCUUGUCUUCUCUCAAAUCGGACGUGAACUACGGCGACGCCUUUCACGGUUAUCUUAAUCUGUGCAGAAUGUUGGAGACGGGCAUAGCGGGAGUCUUUGGUCCCUCCUCGCGUCAUACAGCUGUGCAUCUGAUGUCCGUAUGCGAUGCCAUGGAUGUACCCCAUAUAUACUCCUAUAUGAGUGAAUAUCCUGAAGGUUUUAAUCUUCAUCCACACCCGGCAGAUCUCUCAAAGGCGCUUCAUAGCCUAAUAACUUUUUUCGAUUGGUCGCGUUUUAUAUUUCUUUAUGAAUCGGCGGAGUAUCUAAGUAUUUUAAAUGAACUCAAUUCUCUCUUCGGCAUAAAUGGUCCAAUUGUGACGGUUCUACGAUAUGAUAUGGAACUGAAUGGCAACUAUAAACCUGUUCUGAGGCGUGUCCGCAAGUCCCAAGAUAAUCGCAUUGUAGUCGUAGGCUCAACAGAGACGAUGCCAGAAUUUCUAAAUCAAGCUCAACAAGUUGGCAUUAUCAAUGAGGAUUAUAGCUAUAUAAUUGGCAAUUUAGAUUUUCAUUCAUUCGAUCUGGAAGAGUACAAGUACAGUGAGGCAAACAUAACGAGUCUACGGCUCUUUUCACCUGAAAAGAUGGCGGUCAAGGAACUCAUGCAAAAAGUAGGAUAUAAUAUCGAACAGGAUGAACAUCGAAAUGGAUCUUGUCCCAUUACCGUGGAAAUGGCUCUAACUUACGAUGCUGUUCAGUUGUUUGCCGAAACCCUCAAGAAUCUGCCCUUUAAGCCCGUUUCUCAGAAUUGCUCACAACGCACAGAAAGUGUAAGAGACGAUGGUUCAUCUUUCAAGAAUUACAUGAGAACGUUAAGACUAAAGGAGAGAUUGCUUACCGGACCCAUCAAUUUUGAGGGCAAUGUGAGGAAAGGAUAUCAUCUGGAUGUCAUCAGGUUGCAACCAUCGGGCAUUGUCAAAGUGGGCACAUGGGAUGAAGAACGAAACUAUACACAAGAUCGCAUAGCACCAACAAAUUCCCAAUUCGAUUCCAUUGACAAUUCGCUGGCCAACAAAACAUUUAUUGUGUUGCUUUCGGUUCCGAAUAAGCCGUAUGCCAGUUUGGUCGAGAGUUACAAGCAGCUUGAGGGAAAUAAUCAAUAUGAAGGAUACGGCGUAGAUCUAAUCAUGGAACUGGCAGAUAAACUAGGUUUUCAGUACAUCUUUAAAAAUGGUGGCAAAAUUUAUGGUACCUUCAAUAAGACCACUAAUGAAUCAACAGGCAUGCUGCACGAGAUUAGGCAUGGUAACGCUGACUUAGCUAUCACCGAUUUGACUAUAACAGCGGAACGUGAGGAGGCCGUUGACUUUAGCAUACCGUUUAUGAAUCUAGGUAUUGCAAUACUCUAUUUGAAACCGCAAAAAGGAGAUCCAGGGCUUUUCACCUUCAUGGAUCCGUUCUCAGAGGAUGUCUGGUGGUUUCUGGGUCUAUCAUUUCUGGGUGUUUCAUUGAGUUUCUUUAUACUUGGUCGUCUGUCGCCCAGCGAAUGGGAUAAUCCAUAUCCUUGUAUUGAAGAGCCUGUAGAACUGGAGAAUCAAUUUACUAUAGGCAAUUCUAUAUGGUUUACAACUGGUGCGUUGCUACAACAGGGCUCAGAAAUAGGACCCAAAGCCUUAUCAACGAGAAUCGUAGCUACUUUCUGGUGGUUCUUCACGCUUAUUGUAGUUUCCUCAUACACCGCCAAUUUGGCUGCCUUUUUGACCAUUGAGAAACCACAAAGUCUGAUCAACAGCGUUGAUGAUUUGGCCGAUAGGGUAGAUGACGUUACCUAUGGAGCCCUAAAAUCUGGAUCAACCCGAAAAUUCUUUAUGACCUCAGACGACGAUCGUUAUGUGAGAAUGAAUAAAUUUAUGACUGAAAAUCCGCAUUACUUGACAGAUUCAAAUGAGGAGGGCGUUGAAAGGGUUAAGACAAGUACCAAAUAUGCUUUUCUGAUGGAGUCCACUUCCAUUGAGUAUAAUACAAAGCGUGAAUGUAAUCUGAUGAAAAUUGGCGAUGCUCUUGAUGAAAAAACUUAUGGAAUUGCUAUGCGAAAAAAUUGGCCACAUCGCGAUAAAUUUAACAACGCCUUGUUGCAGCUGCAGGAACAAGGUGUGCUGGAGAAAAUGAAGAACAAGUGGUGGAACGAGGUGGGCACUGGCAUAUGUGCCACCAAGGAAGAUUCGCCUGAUGCCACACCACUGGCCAUGGAAAAUUUAGCUGGCGUCUUCCUUGUUCUCUUGGUGGGCAGCUUAGGUGCUCUGCUUUACGGAGCCAUCAGUUGGAUAGUGUUCACCAUCAAAAAAGCAAGGCACUAUCGCGUGCCACUAAAGGAUGCUCUGAAGGAGGAGUUCCAGUUUCUCAUCGACUUCAACAACUACAUAAGAAUUCUCAAGAGCUCGGCUUCUAUUUAUUCUCGCAGUAGACAGUCAUCGAUGUCUGUUGGUUCCAUCAGGCAUGAGUUAAAUUGAAAAUUGUCAUUUUUAUUAAAAGUUUGUUCUUUGAAAUGGAAUGCUUAAUAAACUUACAGUAAAACUGCA